GUUUCAAUGAGAGCAGACACAGUCAGCUCAGCUCCUGUAAUAACAGUGUUUCAGAUAACUUUGAUGAAAGAGACUACAUGAUAACAUUUCUGAUCCUUGAGUUAGCGGAACAGCUGGCUAACAGCGGGCUGUGAGGGGCUUACAUAAUCCUGAAUUCACAGGAAACAAUGACCAGCGCACAGAGGUAAUGUAGAGCAUACUGUUCACUAUUUGCUUUCGCACAUGCUACACAAAUACAGGAGGGCCAGGUUAGCGGUAUUUAUUAGCGUUUGGUUAGCACAUCCGGGAACUUCGACAAGGUUGUUGACGUCAGGGCAGGUCAUGAAUAUUUAACGGUCACUAAACGGUAAGACUUUUAUCUAACUGUCGUGUUACUCUGAGCGGACAUUUUCAUAAACUUUAUACUUGGGUAAACCGUGAUUUCAGAUCUUUGUUUUAAGUUAAAUCGACUCUAGAGUUAUGUACCUGACACCUGCAUACGAUAUCUGCAUCCAUAGCCAGCAAGUCCACAACUUUUCCUUUGCCCUCGUCGCCCCACUGCGCUCCGAGCACGACGGUCACUUUGUUCUGAGGCUCUUUGGGGACACGGAGAGGGGACUCCAGCGAGGCGCUCUCCCGGGGCCGCUUCACGACAGGCUCCCCGUUCAAGGAGACUGUCUCCCGUCCGUUCACGUUAGCCAUGGUGCUGCCCUCCGAUGCCAUGCUGCUGCUGUCCUCCUUCUGCAAACCGGAAUAUCGUUUUACCGCGUUUCUCUGCGUCACGGGAAGUGCAAGUAAAAUAUUCAACACAAGAUGGCGGCGUUUCAGAUGAAAACCUCUGCAGUUCUCUAGGUGCAGAGACAAAACUAGGGUAUCUGAGGGAAUUUAAUGGAUAACUCUGAUAAAAUACUUUGAAAACAAGACAAAAAAAGUUUUGAGAAAACACAUGAAAAGAUGUUGAAAGGUUACAAAAAACAUGUGUUGAUAUUCUCGCCCAAAACUUUAUCAAUGUCACAAUUACAGUAUUAUUUAUGACGAUUUAGAAAGAUUUUUCAAGUUAAUAAAAGCAUUUAAUGACUUCACUCUAUGUGUGAAUUAGUAUAAAGUACCAUCACAUGAAAAUAGGCUUCUUUUUACUCAAGUGAAAAGGUAUUUUGGCUCAGAGCUGAUGUGGUAUUUUUAUUUUUUAAAGUUAAAAAUUCGAUAUCUUUAUGGCCUUUUUGAUGCCAACUCAUUUGUUGUUUUUCAGAAUAAAACAGCAAAUGUUAAUUUCAUUUAAGCAUUUUUCGUGAAGCAGCCGUACAGAUAGAUUUUGUCAUGUUUAAUUUAAUGUCAAAAGGAUUUUCUAUAAUUUUACUGCUCUGGUUACUGCCAUGUUUGAAGAAUAAGAUUGAAACUGAAAACGAGUGUUUGAUAUUCUGUUUUGAUACCUGAAGUACAGUAUGUCUUCUUAUGUUAAGAAUAAAUCUUCCUUUUAAGAUGACAACAGCAGCUAAACGUGUGUCUCUUCUAUUCUUGCCACAGCAUUUCACCACGUUGAGACACCAGAAGAAACACUAUUCAGUUGUCCACCUAGCUACCAAGGCAGCCUGGGCAACAUCUGCAUUGGUUAAUUUUGAUUUUUUUAUGAAUUUGCAGCGAAUCAUCUGCAUGCCAGUCGACCUCCUGCAGCAGCCAGCAUGCAACAAAUUAUGCCCAAACCAUCACACCUUUGGGAGACCACCAAGUUUAUCCUGUUCUGCAGAAUACUGACAGUCAAGGGAGGAAGAGGAAGAGAGCCAGAUCAGGAAUUGGCUGUCAACAAACUGAUCCAGAAAGUCCUCAAACUGACCACAACACAACUCUUCAUCCGAGCUCGAGUCAGGCUGAAGACCAGGGCCAAUCAGGACUCAAAAGAAAGACAGCUCAAGAUUGGCCUGGCUGGGCCAUCCAGUUGCGGUUCAUCCACUUCCCAUUCCUUCCCACAACAGUCUGGACUUCGGCCAAUUGGGAGCGUGUAUUAGAAAUCAGAAAAUAACCGGGGCAAUCAGUGACUGUGUUUCCACUGUUCCCUGGACAACAGGGAAAGGCAGCCACCGAUUGGGCCAUGUGUAGAUGGUGCCGUCUCACACAUGCAGCGGGACUUUUCAAAGCGCUGUUCAUUCAGAACAUAAUUCUGCAGUUGACCUUGCAAAGUUGUCAGAAAUCGUUUAUAUCCGACGUCUUCUGUGGAUUAAACGAUUUCUGCCGACUUUGCAAAGUCAACUGCAGAAUUACGGCGUUCUGAAUGAACGUCAGAGAUCAGAGAAAAGGAAAAGGAGUUUGUGGAUGGUUCAGGUGAGUUGCUAUAGUCAACACACAAUGUGCAAUGCAUUUUCUAGUUUGAAACAAGAACAUACUGUCAACCACUACAACACAUGAGUGUAUCUAACACGUCAUUGUUGACUUCCAGAUCCAGAAGAGCGGACCGAACCUGAGCAGUACCACCACAUUGGAGUUUAUGACUGUGAAAGUCAUUACAGCUGAACAGCAACCUCCAUCUGGCUACCUUUAGUAGUCUCAGUCCAGGCUGCAACAGUGGGAAUGCUGGGGGUUCUUCACAGCCUUCUCCCCCCAGCAAACCUCAACCCUCCCAGCAGAACCCUCCUGCUUCACCUGCUGGUAGCAGCAGCCUUGACAAGUCACGGUCCACCAUCAACCCUCAUCCUCACACUACUUCCCCAUCAACAAGUGGCGGCAGGACAAGAAGAAAAAGAAAGCUUGAUGACGUUGAUGAAAGCACCCACAAAACCUGCAAUUGUCCUAAAAAAGUGAAGUCUGGGCACAGGUAGGAUAUUCUACAUCAGACAAAACAAAUCUGAAAACUUUAAAGGGUUGAUGGAAACUUUUUUGGUCUUUCUGCGUCAUAAUGAUUUAACUUUUUUGAUAAAAUUACAGCGAAAAAAACAUCAUGCCAGUUGACCUCCUGCAGCACCCAGCAUGCAAAAAAUUAUGCCCAGACGAUCACACCCUUUGGAGACCACCAUGUUCAUCCUGUUCAGCAGAACACCAACAAUCAAGAGAGGAAGAGGAAGAGAGCUAGAUCAGGAAAUAGCUCUCAACAAACUGAUCUAAAAAGCCCCCCAACUGAGCACAACCUGACUCUUCAUCCAAGCUUGAGUCAGGCUGAAGACCUGGGCCAAUGAGGACUCAAAAGAAAGGCGGCUCAAGAUGAAGAUGAGCUCAGAGAUCAGAAAAAAGGAACUUCUGGUGAGUUGAUAUAGUCAACAAACAAUGUGCAAUGCAUUUUCUACUUUGAAACGAGAGCAUGCUGUCAACUACUACAACACAUGAGUGUGUCUAACAAGUCAAUGUUGACUUCCAGAACCACAGGAGGGUACUGAACCUGAGCAGUACCACCAAAGUGGAGUUUGUGACUGUGAAAGUCAUUACAGCUGAACAGCAACCUCCAUCUGGCUACCUUAAGAAUCAACAAUCCAGGCUCCAACAGUGAGAAUGCUGGGGGGUCUUCACAGCUCUCUCCCCCCAUGGUCCACCAUCAACCCUCAUCCUCACACUCCUUUCUCAAGUGGAGGCAAGACAAGGAAAAAAAGAAAGCUUGAUGACGUUGAUGAAAGAACCCACAAAACCUGCAAUUGUCCUAAAAAAGAGAAGUCUGGGCACAGGUAGGAUAAUCUACAUCAGUUACUUUGUUAUCAACCAGUUUAAAUGAAUCUGAAAACUUAAGAGGUUGAUGGAACAUUUUUAGGUCUUUCUGCGUCAUAAUGAUUUAACUUUUUUGAUAGAAUUACAUCGAAAAAAACAGCAUGCCAGUUGACCUCCUGCAGCACCCAGCAAGCAACAAAUUAUGCCCAGACAACCACAGUCAUGUGGAAUGUUUUGCCUAAGAAUUAUGACAACCUGUAGGACAUGUGAUGUUUGCCAGGUAAUAACAGCUUGGAGUCCUGAAGGAGUAUUGAGUAUGUUGUGACUCUAUAUGUCUUUUCUAAAUGGUGUUACAAAUAUUGAGAUAAAAUAUUUGUAAAACUUAUUCAAAAAAGGAAAUCGAUGGAAACACAAAGCAUGUUGUGUUUGUUUCUGGGCAGGUUGUCCUAUUUCAGGUCUUACUGAUUUAAGGACAAUACUGUUGGUUGCACAAGAAACAUAUACCACACUGAAAGACAAAACUAUGAUAAUAUAAUUUAUUACUGAUGGGUAACCCAAGUUAACAGGCACAUCCUCAGUCAUGUUCUUGCUAUACAAACAAAUAUUUUGUAAACCUAAGGUUGAGAAAAUUAUUGUGCUUCCUUACCAUUUUUGUUAGUUAUUAUUUUAUUUCUUCAACUCAAUUUGAUCCCAAACUAAUUUCAAGAUUUUGCAUUUAACCAGUCUUUGACAUAAACAUUGCAGAAAAAGUAAGGAAAUGUGUGUUAGGUUGUAACAACGUGACUUACAGUAUCUGUUUGUUGUAACAGUGCUUCUUGGCAAUAAAUCUUUUACCAUUGGAAAGCCUUUUUAUUUCCCUUUUAAUUGGUGCUUCAUUUGUAGAGAAGAUGAGUUUGUAGGAUGAGAGGAAGAGCUGAGUAUGUGAGUUCCACCUAUGGAGUAUUUGCCAAAGAUUCACUGCCAUACAAGUUUGUAUACAUUCCCAUUGAGGAAACUCUCAUAUAUCCUUUUAAUCGUGAAGAGGGCAUCCUUUGCCUCCUCUGUAUCCAGUGGCUAUGGACAGAAGCACUGAGCUUGAAACCUGCUGUUACCUCUUCUGGCAAGGAGAAGGAUUGGAUGUUGCUCUAAAACAGUGGUUUUAGAGCAUGUUUUGGAUGUUUCCCUGCUCCAACACACCUGAUUCAAAUGAUCAGCUCGUUAUCAAGCCAUUUCAGAGCUUGAUAACGAGCUGAAGCUGAAACAGCAUAAACAUCAAAUAAGGAGUGAUGACCGGUUUUAUAAUUUAAAGAUCAGGUUACUGAGAAAGAAAAGGUGUUUUAUGCUUUAAAACUAGACAGACAUGCAAUGCAAUGGACCAAAGUACAGAACCAAAAUCAAAACGUUUUCAAAGCACCUCAAAUCCUCCAAAAAAAUAAAAUGAUUUGGCAAAGAGGAACAAGAAUGAAUGCUAAAAAAGUCAAUGACAUGAAUAGAAAAACAACAAUUGCAGUUUCAAUAGUAAACUUUGGGCACUCAUUUUUUACAUAUUUAAUUAUUAAUUCAUUUAUUUUGCACAUUUAAAAAAGUUUAUAAUGUGCUCUCAUCUUGCUUUUAUUUUUUCAACAAUGACAGGUUAAAAAACCUACCAGCUGAUUUGUUGAAUCAUACAUUUUAUUGAUGCUGCUUUUUUUUUCUCUCCUCUCCUUCCAAGUUUACAAGAAAAGCAGCCAUACUGUGAAAGAAAAGUCACCAUAAUGACAUUUCUUCAUUGGUGUUGUAGUAAUGUGUUUUGACUAACCAAGUUACCACCAGGUAAAUACACAAUAAUUAGGGGACUGUAAAACAAAAAGGGUUUCCCGCUAUUUCAAUGUGUACAGGGCAAAAUGGACAGAGAGAGAAUACAUGCUGUAAUGUUUAUAGGGUUGAGAAAAUCAGAGUUAAAGGUUCCUCACAGGAGCUUUAAUGGCUGAAUUUGAGGCCUUUAAGUGGGAGAGAUGUUUGUUAGAUGGACACCUAACUUGACUAUUAACUGUUUCUUUCACUGCCGUAAGCAGAAGUUCACAUACAAUGAGUUUAGAGGUUUAAAAAUGAAAUGGUAUUAUCCUUCAUUGUUUUUGUCAGUAGUAAAGAGUGUAAAAUGGAAAAAGCAGGAGUAAGAAGUGCUUCAGAUACAGAAAAAUAUGAGAUAUAUUUAAAAAAAAACAAAAACAAAAACAAUUUCAAAAGAAAACAUUAGUUACUUAGCAUCUUGUGCCAUCAAAUUGAGUGUGAUUUUUCACAUUGAAAAAGAGAAUGUGACAUUCUGUAUGUUUUUAAACCCUCUGACCUGAGCAGAUCAGUAACCACAGAGAGCAAAGAGAGAAGGAGCAAGUUUGGUUUACUGAGAAGAUUUUGAGAGAGAGAGUUUGGUUUAUCGAGAAGAUACACAGAGAGAGUUUGUUUUAUCAAGAGCUUUUGAUUCAGAAUAAUCUACAGCAUCAAAUUAACUUAGUUUUUUGCUGAUUUAUCUGAAUAUUUUUGAAGACCAAGUCCAGAGUUUGAUUUUGAAGAUGUCUGGUUUCCAGUUAGCCACUGGUUCAAAGAUCUUUUCAAGAUCCACCACCUACACGGUGCAGUCCAUCCUCGGACAGGGCUCCUACGGCACAGUCGCAAAGUGCACCGACAUGAGCGACAACACGACUGUUGCCAUCAAGACAAUGAAGAACGAGGACACCUUUGACAACGCAGCAUGGAAAGAGGUGAGAAGAGCAAACUAGCCAUGCUUGCUAAAAACUUAGGCAGAUUGUUUUCUAUCCACAGUAUCUGAUCACUGCUCUUUAAUGUGUGUAAAUCCAAACUAAAACCUGUCUGUCAUGUGUCCUCAGGUGAAUUCCCUCUUAGACCUGUCAGUGCUCGACUCGGACAAGUCCAACAUUGUCAAAUUUCACAAAGCCUUCACUGACAGAGGUCAUUUUUGUAUGGUGUUCGAGCACUUGGACAAAAGCCUCGCUGAUUUUAUGGAGGAGAGCAACUUGGAACCUCUCCUUUUGAGCGAGAUCAGACCGAUCAUCCAGCAGGUAUGAGCAAAUGAAUUUAUUUCUGCUUUUAAACAAGAACAAAUACUGAUGUUGACGUAACAUCCUGAGCUUUGUUGUUCAAUUAAUGACCUUAAUGACUUCUUAGGUCGCCAAUACUCUGGAUCAUUUGAAGACCGUCGGUAUGAUCCACGCAGACCUUAAGCUUGACAACGUCAUGCUGGUGGAUCAUCAACAUCAGCGCUACAGAGUCAAAGUGAUUGACUUCGGUCUCGCAGAAGAUGUGUCAGCAGCAACAGUGGGCUCAAACAUCCAGACCCGUCCAUACAGGUAAGGAACCAGAACCACGUCUGAUAUCUCAGCUGUUUAUUGGGGGCUUGCACAUCAACACAUACUAGGUUUUUAAACAUGCCAAUUUUAAAAUAGCAAAAAUAAGAAUAUAUUUUGCAAAAGUUCAAACACUAAGGAUGUUGUGUAUACAAAAAUUAAUGUUAAAUUUUUAAAUUACGCAAUUUUAGUGUUUUUAGUGUUUUUAGUGUUUUAGUGUUUAGAGUUUUUUCAUAUAGAUAAUUUGCCCGUGGCCUUAAAAAAUGUCAUGUGGUGCGACCAUAAUUUAUCUCAAAAUUAUUACAUUUUUUCAACAUACUUAAUAGUUUUUUACAAAUUGUCAGUAAUAUCAAGUAGAUAGAAACAAAGUGUUUGCAUUUCAUUUGAGUUUUUGUAAAUAAUGAUCUCACAUUUUAGCUCUAUAAUGUCACGGUAGCUAUAUUAAAUGUAGUUAACUGACUCAUUUUUUCUUUAAAUUGCGUAAUACUGUUAAAAAUGUUUUAAAACUACCUUUCACUUAAGCAUAUUGUAUUUAAUACUAUUAAUGUUAUCACUGGUCACACCACAUGAUAUUUUGACACUCUCAAGUUCAGAUAAUUUUCAAAUAAGACCUGAUUUUUUAAAAGUUGAAGUGACAACAUAUUUGCGAGAGACACUACAUAUAGAAAGCCUGUUUUUGUGCAUUUAAACCUUUUUUAACUUAAAAAAAUACAGACGGACAGAAUAUUUAGACGUCACCUCAUUGACCCACUUAUGUUUUGUUGGAGGAUUUGCUGCAUUAUUUGUAGAAUUGAUGUGUGAUAUGUCUUUGUUUGUCCUCUCAUAGAUCUCCAGAGAUUCUUUUGGGGCUUCCCUACACAGAGGCCAUCGACAUGUGGUCUCUGGGUAUCAUGGCUGCCGGCAUGUACCUUGGCUAUUUUCUGUAUCCUGGCCUGACUGAAUUUGAUAUGGUACUUAAAGUUUACUGUUUCUUUCUCACUCCUCACUGAACUCCUCACUUUAUAACUUCUUCACAUCAAUGUGUAUUUGAUUGAAACAUAUUUUUCAAUCUUUUAAUUAAUUUAUUCUUCCAUGGAGAAUUUCCUCUUCACUUUGAUGUCACCAUGUAACUUCUUGUUGUGCUGCAUUUUCAGAUGAGGUUCAUUGUUGAGACUCAGGGUCCACCACCAGACAACCUGCUCAACGAGGGGCUCAAGACAUCCGACUUUUUCCAGAGCGUUAACCAGCCCGACUGUCAAUGGAAAAUCAAGGUACCAAACAUUAACUCUUACCCUACACUUUACCAGUAGCCAGUCACAUUUUUCUUAAAUAUGGGUGUUGAUUUGGAGGCAUUAUUGUGUCUCGUUGGCUAAGAAGGUUUCCCAGGUGUGUCAAAGUUAAACAUAGUCUUGUUUUUUACCAAGUAUUAGUUUUCUGGGAUAUAGCUCAGCUGAAGAAAGCAUAAACCGUUCAACUGAUUUAUGCAAGUUGCUAGAACAUGCUUCAGUCAUUUUUAGGUUUUCUUUAUGCAAUGUCACUGAAUGUAAACAAAUAUGAUAUACUGAGCAUUUUGAAACAGUCACCACCAGGGAAGCUGGAGUGUUGUGGGGCAGUUUUUGUAGCCUAGCCAGAGUAAACGCUGGUGAGAGGGGCCCUGAAAUUGAGAUUGAGGGCAGUUCCAGUAAAAAAAAAGGCCUUAGCAGACACAGCCCUGAAUAUCAGUGUAUUGUGACAGAUGUGCAUAAAUAAAGCUCUUUCUGUUCUUUUGCUAGUGACAGUCAUUAAAGGGCAGUAAUGCUUUGAUUUUAGAUAUGACCACAUUUGAAAUACCUCAGACACCUUGAUGGGAAUUGUCCCAUACAUGUCUUGUACAAAACUAACUAGCCCUGAAUGUAGCAGCUAACAAACUCACUUUUUUUUUAGAGCGAGGAGGCGUACUUUGAGGAGACAGGUGUCACGCCAACAGAGACUAGAAUGUUCUUCUUAAGGUCUCUGGAUGAACUUCUGAAUGUACGUACUUUUGUUUUUGUCAUUUAUUUUAAAAAAUCAAUGAAAAAACAUUUUGAGUUUUUGUCGGUUUUCUGGUGAUAGAAGUAACACCCCUGACUGUGAUUGUCUUUGUCCUCUCUACAGAUUCGAAGUUUAAAGUCGGACACUCCUGCAGAGAGAAUUCUGGAGACCAGGGACAGGCGGGCCUUUCUAGACCUGCUGAAGGGGAUGCUCCAGCUUGAUGCAGCCAACAGACUGACACCCCGUCAGGUGCUGGAGCAUCCCUUCAUCACCAUGAGCCACCUCACCAGAAGGUUUCCCUACUGGUCUUAGUAAGUGAAGACUAAAAUUCUUCAACAUUCAGAGUUUUUAGUACCUCUUGUGGUGAAUGUUUGCAGGAAAUACCUCACUUCUCCAGAACAUGUUUAUGUAAUAGAUGAUUUGUGUCUGUAUUACUUAUACUUUCUGUAAGUCACAUGACCAGUGAAUAAGUCUGAUUGAUUAUUUUUUUGUCUUGCAGUGUCUUUUCAUCUUUGGAGACCAUGGCCGCCUUUAGAAACAGCAAUCCAGGCUCCAACAGUGAGAAUGCUGGGGGGUCUUCACAGCCUUCCCCCCCUAGCAAACCUCAACCCUCCCAGCAGAGCCGUUCUGCUCCUCCUGCUUGUAGCAGCUGCAACCUAGACCCGUCACGGUCGCCCAUCAACCCUCAUCCUCACACUCCUUCCUCAUCAACAAGUGGAGGCCAGAAAGGGAGAAAAAGAAAGCUUGAUGAAGUUGAUGGAAGCACGGACGAGACCUGCAAGUCUCCAAAAAAAGUGAAGUCUGAGCACAGGUAGGAUAAUCUACAUCAGUCACAUUCUUAUCAACCAGUCUAAAAAACAAAUCUGAAGACUUUAGAGGUAGAUGGAAACUUUUCUGGUCUUUUUGCAUCAUAAUAAUUUAACCUUUUUGAUAAAGUUACAGUAAAACACCUGCCUGCCAGUCCACCCCCUGCAGCAGCCAGCAUGCCGCUGACAAGGCCCAGAUGAUCACUCCUAAGAGGGACCACCAUGUUCCCCCUACUCCAACUGACCUCAACACAACCCUUCAUUCGAGCUUGAGUCAGGCUAAAGUCCAGGACAGAUCAGGACUCAAAAGAAAGGCAGCUCCAGAUGAGGAUGAGGAAAUGUUAGGUCAGAGAUCAGCAAAAAGGAGAAUGAUUUUGUAGAUGGUUCAGGUGAGUCGACAUAAUCAACACACAAUAUGUAAUGCAUUUUCUAGUUUGAAACAAGAACAUACUGUCAACCACAACAACACAUGAGUUUGUUUAACAAGUCAUCGUUGACUUCCAGGUCCAGAAGAGCGGACCGAACCUGAGUAAUGACUGUGAAAGUCAUUACAGCUGGACAACAACCUCCAUCUGCUGUUUUUGUGAAGUUUUUUUUGUGAAGAUCUGAUGGCCUGACGACGUGGAUUUAAAAUAUGUUUUAAUUUUUGAUGUUCAAAGAAACCUGCUUUCAGCUGGACAGGAGUUGUGUCCAGCUGAGAAACAGUUUUCACUGUGAUCGAACUUUGGUAUGUUCUUGAACUCUCUGGAUGAACUUCUGAAUUUACGUACUUUUGUUUUUGUCAUUUAUUUUAAAUGUUUUCAAUUUUUGUUGGUUUUCUGGUGAUAAAAGUAACACCACUGACUGUGCUUGUCUUUGUCCUCUCUACAGAUUCAAAGUUUAAAGUCUGACACUCCUGCGGACAGAGUUUUGGAGAUCUGAGCCAAGCAGGGCUUUAAAGACACGCUGAAGUAAAUGCUCCAGCUUGAUGCAGCCUCACUGAUGAAGAUGAGCAGCAUCACUUCAUCAGCAUGAGCCACCUCACCGCAGGCUGCCCAACAUGUAUAAGUAAGUGAAGAUUAAAAGUCUUCAACAUUCAGUGUUAUUAGUACCUCAUCUGGAGACUGUUUGCAGGAAAUACCUCACUCCUCGACCAAAUGUUUCUACAAUAGAUGAUUUGUGUCUGUAUUACUUAUACUUUCUGUAAGUCACAUGACCAAUAAAGAAGCCUGAUUGAUUAUUUGUUGUCUUGCAGUGUCUUUUCAUCUUUGGAGACCAUGGCCGCCUUUAGAAACAGCAGUCCAGGCUCCAACAGUGAGAAUGCUGGGGGGUCUUCACAGCCUUCUCCCCCCAGCAAACCUCAACCCUCCCAGCAGAACCGUUCUGCUUCACCUGCUGGUAGCAGCUGCAACCUAGACCCGUCAUGGUCGCCCAUCAACCCUCAUCCUCACACAUCGUUCACCAUCAACAAGUGGAGGCAAGACAAGUAGAAGAAGAAAGCUUGAGGACGUCGAUGGAAGCACAGACGAGAGCUGCAAUUGUCCUAAAAAAGUGAAGUCUGGGCACAGGUAGGAUAAUCUACAUCAGUCACAUUCUUAUCAACCAGUUGACAAAACAAAUCUAAAGACUUUUUUUGUUUUUUUGGUCUUUCUGCUUCAUAAUGAUUCAACCUUUUUCUCUUUUUUUUAAAUCAAAUGACAGUGAAACACCUGCAUGCCUGUCAACCACCUGCAGCAGCCAGCAUGCAGCUGAUGAUGCCCAGACGAUCACUCCUGUGAGGGACCACCCUGUUUAUCCUCCCGGGCGGAUCACGGACACUCAAGAGAGGAAGAGGAAGAGAGCCGGAUAAGGAAUUGGCUGUCAACAAUCUGAUCCAGAAAGUCCUCAAACGGACCACAACACGACUCUUCAUCCAAGCUUGAGUCAAGCUGAAGACAAGGGCCAUUCAGGGCUUAAAAGAAAGGCAGCUUAAGAUGAAGAUGAGAAAAUGUUUCUGCUUCAAACUGAUUUAAUCUUUUUUUUUUUUUAUCAAAUUACAGUAAACCCCUGCAUGCCAGCCCACCUCCUGCAGCAGCCAGAGAGAAGCUGAUGACACCCAGACAAUCACUCCUUCGAGGGACCAACCUAUUCAUCCUCCUCAGCAGAACACUCAACUCAGCAGCUCGAGAUGAAGAACAGCAAAUGUUUGGUCGGGGAUCAGAAGAAAGGAGAAGUUUGUAGAUGGUUCAGGUGAGUCAAUAUUGUUAAAACACAAUAUGUAAUGCAUUUUCUAGUUUGAAACAAGAACAUGCUGUCAACCACAACAACACAUGAGUUUGUCUAACAAAUUAUUGUUGACUUCCAGGACCAGAAGAGCAGACUGAACCUGAACAGAACCACCACAGUGGAGUUUGUGACUGUUGAAAGUCAUUACAGCUGAACAACAACCUCCAUCUGCUGUUUUUGUGAAGAUCUGAUGGCCUGACGACGUGAAUUUAAAAUAUGUUUUAAUUUUUGAUGUUUAAAGAAACCUGUUGUGCCCAGCCUAGAAACUGUUUUCACUGUGAUCGAACAGCAACCGCCAUCUGAUGACCUGAUGCUAUGUGUUUAAAAUAUGUUUUGAUUUUAUGUGUUAAAGGAAAUGUGCUUUCAGCCGGACAGGAGUUGUGUCCAGCAGAGAAACUGUUUUUACUGUAAACAAAUAUUUAUAUGUGAUUCAAAUUCAUUGCAUUUGUAUUUAAUAAUUUUGUCAAAUAAAUGUUUCAAAAUUCAUAUUUUUGCCCAUA
This is a messenger RNA of Xyrichtys novacula (pearly razorfish), 12462 nucleotides long. The record is from the annotation of a GenBank genome assembly. Lineage: Eukaryota; Metazoa; Chordata; Actinopteri; Labriformes; Labridae.